Molecule: messenger RNA, 2562 nt
Organism: Drosophila serrata
Lineage: Eukaryota; Metazoa; Arthropoda; Insecta; Diptera; Drosophilidae
Gene: gro
Product: TLE family member transcriptional corepressor groucho
Biological process (GO): negative regulation of canonical Wnt signaling pathway; regulation of DNA-templated transcription
Cellular component (GO): transcription regulator complex; nucleus
Molecular function (GO): transcription corepressor activity; protein binding
Source: RefSeq, a predicted model, not a curated record
CAAAGCUGCCCAACACAUACACGCUGUCAGACAGUUCGCGUCGGUCGGCAAAAAGGCAAUUUUAUACGGGCGAAAAUUUGUAAAAACGAAGAAUUACCCAGUUUUAAAUAGAUUUCGGUCGGCUGCAGGGAGAGAGAGCGAGGGCAAACGGUCGCGCAGACCGAUAAAACGUGCUAAUCCGCGACAUAAAACUGGAUAUGCAAAAACGCUCGCGAAGGGUUUUCAGUGUUCAGCGACAAUAACCGGAAGGCAGGAGGGACGGGAAGGCGGCCGGAUAAGCAGGAGCACGACGAGGACUUGCGCUCAUCCGGGAAAUCGGUGGAGACUGCUGCACUGGCUCCGAAAUCCACCUCGGGACUGAUACCAGCCGGCAACAUAGUAAAAUAACAUGUAUCCCUCACCGGUGCGUCACCCCGCCGCCGGGGGACCACCACCUCAGGGCCCAAUCAAAUUCACCAUCGCCGACACACUGGAGCGCAUCAAGGAGGAGUUCAACUUCCUGCAGGCGCAGUACCACAGCAUCAAAUUGGAGUGCGAGAAGCUGUCGAACGAGAAGACGGAGAUGCAGCGCCAUUAUGUUAUGUACUACGAGAUGUCCUAUGGCCUUAACGUGGAGAUGCACAAGCAGACCGAGAUCGCCAAGCGGCUGAAUACGCUGAUCAACCAGCUACUUCCAUUCCUACAGGCCGACCACCAGCAGCAGGUGCUGCAGGCGGUGGAGCGGGCGAAGCAGGUGACCAUGCAGGAGCUCAACCUGAUCAUUGGGCAACAGAUCCACGCCCAGCAAGUGCCGGGCGGACCGCCACAGCCAAUGGGUGCAUUGAAUCCAUUUGGCGCCCUGGGCGCCACCAUGGGUCUGCCACACGGACCGCAGGGUCUGCUGAAUAAACCGCCCGAGCAUCACAGGCCGGACAUUAAGCCCACGGGCCUGGAGGGACCAGCAGCCGCCGAGGAGAGAUUGCGCAAUUCGGUUUCGCCGGCUGAUCGUGAGAAGUACCGCACACGCUCGCCGCUGGACAUAGAGAAUGACUCGAAGCGUCUAAAAAAUGAGAAACUGCAAGACGAUGAAGGCGAGAAAAGCGAUCAAGAUUUAGUCGUAGAUGUUGCAAAUGAAAUGGAAUCCCACUCACCACGCCCCAAUGGCGAGCACGUGUCCAUGGAGGUGCGCGAUCGGGAAAGCCUAAAUGGCGAGCGGCUGGAGAAGCCCAGCAGUAGUGGCAUCAAACAGGAACGUCCGCCCUCACGCUCCGGCUCCAGUUCGUCACGUUCCACACCCAGCCUCAAGACAAAAGAUAUGGAAAAGCCGGGCACACCGGGCGCUAAGGCACGCACACCGACACCCAACGCUGCCGCUCCAGCGCCGGGCGUUAAUCCUAAACAAAUGAUGCCGCAGGGACCACCACCAGCCGGCUAUCCGGGGGCACCGUAUCAGCGACCGGCCGAUCCCUACCAGCGUCCACCGUCGGAUCCAGCCUAUGGACGACCGCCACCAAUGCCGUACGAUCCACACUCACAUGUGCGAACCAAUGGCAUUCCACAUCCCUCGGCCCUGACGGGUGGAAAGCCUGCAUACUCUUUCCAUAUGAACGGUGAGGGUAGCCUACAGCCGGUGCCGUUUCCGCCGGACGCGUUGGUUGGUGUUGGAAUCCCCCGGCACGCCCGUCAGAUCAACACACUGUCGCACGGAGAAGUUGUCUGUGCGGUGACCAUCUCCAAUCCCACAAAAUAUGUGUACACGGGCGGCAAGGGCUGCGUGAAGGUGUGGGACAUCUCGCAGCCGGGCAACAAGAAUCCAGUCAGCCAGUUGGAUUGCCUGCAGCGUGACAAUUACAUCCGGUCGGUGAAGCUGCUGCCCGACGGGCGCACGCUGAUCGUUGGCGGCGAGGCCUCUAACCUGUCCAUCUGGGACCUGGCCAGCCCAACGCCACGCAUCAAGGCGGAACUGACCUCGGCGGCGCCGGCCUGCUACGCCCUGGCCAUUAGCCCUGACUCGAAGGUGUGCUUCUCGUGCUGCAGCGAUGGCAACAUCGCGGUGUGGGACCUGCACAACGAAAUCCUGGUGCGCCAGUUCCAGGGCCACACCGACGGCGCCUCGUGCAUUGACAUCAGUCCGGACGGCUCCAGGCUGUGGACGGGCGGCUUGGACAACACGGUGCGCUCCUGGGAUCUGCGCGAGGGUCGCCAGCUGCAGCAGCACGACUUUAGCUCUCAAAUAUUCUCGCUCGGCUACUGUCCCACAGGCGACUGGCUGGCUGUGGGUAUGGAGAAUUCGCACGUUGAGGUGCUGCACGCAUCGAAACCGGACAAGUAUCAACUGCAUCUGCACGAGAGCUGCGUUCUGUCGCUGCGCUUUGCCGCCUGCGGCAAAUGGUUUGUUUCCACCGGCAAAGACAACCUGCUUAACGCAUGGAGAACACCCUACGGUGCCAGCAUAUUCCAGUCGAAGGAAACAUCAUCCGUACUUAGCUGCGACAUAUCAACUGACGACAAAUACAUUGUGACGGGUUCGGGCGAUAAGAAGGCUACUGUCUACGAAGUUAUUUAUUAAAUCCACAAAACCAA